AUGAUGCGUUUCUCUCUUCUUCUUGGUUUUCUCUUGGUUGUCAGCACUCGGUGUUGGGAAACCGAACAGCUUGUCAACUCAGUGAUAGCAGCAUGCCCGCCAUCAAACUUCAUAUGUCCACGAGAAGAAUUCGGUCAUUUCGAUGGCCCGAAGUGGGUUUGGGAUAAAGAUUCUAUAGCAAACUCCCCGGAAGCCAUCUAUUUCUUACGCCUUCGUUCCUGGAACCUGAUCACGCUAGAAGAAAUGAAACUCGCUUACUGUUGUCGCGGUGGAAAAUGCCUCCUCCGGUGCGGAAUCAUGCCACGCGUCGAGAUCAACAUGAUCAAAUCGUUCCCAGAAGACAUCAUGGAGGUUUUUGAGCUCGGAAUCGAAGAAAUCGAUAAGCACCGCGAGUUUGUGGAGGAGUACAUCCGCGAGACUGAGAAAAACGGAGCACCAAAACAUGUACCAGCCGAGCUUGAGGACUUUUUCGACGCUAUCCACAAGUGGCAGCACACCAUCCGUCGGGCCAUGAUCGAACGACAACGCACCCGAGCCCUUGAGGCCAUAUAA
Caenorhabditis briggsae is the source of this 552-nucleotide messenger RNA. The record is from RefSeq and is a predicted model, not a curated record. Bases 1 to 552 code for a protein of 183 amino acids. NCBI's taxonomy places the organism in Eukaryota, Metazoa, Nematoda, Chromadorea, Rhabditida, Rhabditidae. The transcript has 3 exons.